Funneliformis geosporum is the source of this 929-nucleotide messenger RNA. The record is from the annotation of a GenBank genome assembly. Lineage: Eukaryota; Fungi; Glomeromycota; Glomeromycetes; Glomerales; Glomeraceae.
AGGAUGAACAAGGCCUUACUGAUUAUGAUUCUUUUAAAAAGCAUGUGGCAGAAAGUAUUCCAAAAAGUGACAAAACUAUUAUACUGAGAACUUCUGGUUAUGGCAAAACUCGCUUAUGCAUUGAAACUUUAUGUCACAAUUUUGGCCUAUACUUAAUUGCUUUUUCAUAUAGUAUUGGUUCUUUAGACUUGGAAGAAUCAGCAUGUUGGAUGAAAGAUAAUAUCGCAGACAAAUCAGCUAAAGUUGCAGAAGGAAUUGCAGUGCAGACAAUGAUUACAAUUAUUUGCAUAACUGGGUCUAGCCUAUCAUUAUUGCGAGCAAGAGGUGAAAUAUUUUCGAGGGGAAAGGAAGAACCACAUAUUCUAACCUUUAAUGAUUUUGGUCGAAUUGAAACCUCUGAUGAGUUAUUUGAACUGGUAAAGAGUAUAAUUCCUCUAAAAGAAGAAGAAAAAGAAUAUCUCAUUAGUUCUAAUGAUUUUAAUCCUGAAGAACAACUAAUGAGUCUCAUUGAGAAUCUUACAACUAAAGCUGAAGGUUUAUCAAACAGAGAAUAUAAUAUCUACACAGGCUUCGAAAAUUUGAAAAAAUAUCCUUCAGGUCGACCUACUAAUAUCAACUGUGUUGCUACAUUACAAUUAAUGAAAAGUGCCUUUGUUUCAUAUUCUAUGACAGAAAGGCCAAUAGCGUUUACCAGUAAUAAUGAGAUAGAUGUUAUGAAUUUGGGCUUUGUUUAUAUCAAAAGUCUUCAAAAAAAAUUUAAAUGCGUCAUUGACGAGUCUCUCGUUAUUCAAACUGCAUUCAACAACUUUAAAAGGAAUCUGAAUAAUGUGUGGUUUCAGCUGAUGUCACAGACCAAUUUUAAUGCGUCUAUGUCAGGACUUAUUUGGGAGAAGAUUGUUGUAAAUUAUUUGCGUAAAAACUCUUUGAAA